Molecule: messenger RNA, 1264 nt
Organism: Cuscuta campestris
Lineage: Eukaryota; Viridiplantae; Streptophyta; Magnoliopsida; Solanales; Convolvulaceae
Source: the annotation of a GenBank genome assembly
CUGGACCUAAUUGAAACCCAAAAAUCUAAAUAUGCAGGACCGAAGACCGACUCAAUAUGUGUUCAGUUCGGAUUUGGUUUGGACCUAACAAUCUAGUUUGGUCUAGACCUAAAUAUGAACAUCAAAAGUAGGAAUCAUUUAUGGAUAAUGCUAUUUGUACCCCAAGAAUUUGUACCCCAUUUCUUACACUGCAGGGAUGCACCAACAUUUUGUGUUGGUGUAAUGCUAAUUUUUGUUAACGACCAACACUUUGUGUCAAUGUAAAUUUUUAUUAAUGCAUCAACACUUUGUGUCAAUGUAAAUUAUCAAAAUGUUGAUGCAUACCUUUAAUGUACAAAUGGACCACAAAUGUUGAGGUAUAUGUAGCAUUUUCAUCAUUUAUUGUACCUAAUCUGCGCUAUUUGGAACAACACCUUAACUCAUCCGAAGUAUGUCUAUAAACCAAAACUCCAAACGGGCCCUUAUUUUCUUGGCGUUCAAUUCUCACAAACGUUCUAGGCGCUUUCCUCCCGAGCAAGAUUGCAACGAAAUAAUUCAGACAACUGAGGAAGAAAGCCGAAGAAGAUGGUUAGAGCAUAUUCACAAGAGCAUACCUAUAAGCAUCCAUGGGAAAGAGUGACGGCUGCAUCAUGGCGAAAAUUUUCUGAUCCCGAAAACAGACGCAUCCUAUCACACAUCCGUGAAGUUGACACUUUGAGCCGCAAGAUUGUCCCCAGUUCCGGGAAGCUUUACACAACGCGUGCUAUAACCAUCCAUACACCCGGACCGUGGUUCAUUUCCAGAAUCAUUGGUCAGGAUAUCUGCCACUGUGUUGAAUCAACGGUUGUUGAUGCCCGAUCACGCUCAAUGCAGCUGUCCACUCGCAACAUAAGCCUUGAGAAGUUUGUUGAAGUGGAAGAGAAGAUCCGGUACGACCCCCAUCCGGAGAACCCAAACGGAUGGACUAUUUGCAGGCAGGAAACAAGUAUCAGGAUUAAGCCGCUGUCAGUGUUGGCAUCAAUGGCAGAGAAGAUUGAGCAGAAGUGUGUGGAGAGGUUCCAGCAGAACAGUGUUAAGGGAAGGGAAGUGAUGGAAAGGAUGUGCAAGUAUUUUGAAACUGAAUCCAGUGGCUUUUCUAUGUGAACUCAUUUUGGGUCCUAAUUUUGACUGUUCCAUUUUUUGUUUGUUUGUAGAACUGGAUGUGAAAUCAUAGUUGAUGACUUCAUGGCAUGGUACAUUCUUUAGCCAGUGCAUCUCUGUAGUGCAAUAAUGGCUUUCAGAGAUG